Messenger RNA from Mercurialis annua (annual mercury), 1768 nucleotides. RefSeq names its product aluminum-activated malate transporter 9-like. The record is from RefSeq and is a predicted model, not a curated record. NCBI's taxonomy places the organism in Eukaryota, Viridiplantae, Streptophyta, Magnoliopsida, Malpighiales, Euphorbiaceae. Bases 105 to 1667 code for a protein of 520 amino acids. Gene Ontology annotation, biological process: malate transport. The transcript has 6 exons. Gene Ontology annotation, cellular component: plant-type vacuole membrane.
UAAAUUACACUAAAUCUGCUCUCACUUUGAGCAACAUUUCUUCUAAUUUUCAUCAGUUUAAUUUCAACAAUACGGCAAAUAAGUUGAUAUUUCUCGACUGGAGAAUGAACGGAAAAAAGGGCAGUGUCGUAAUCGACGUCUCGAAACUUAGUAAGAAAUUUGAAGGUGAUGAAGGAAAAAAAACUGGAAAUGCAUGGAUGAAAAUAUGGGAGUUUUGUAAAGAAGAUAAAAAUAGAGUUAUAUUUGCAUUAAAAGUAGGAUUAGCUGUUCUUCUAGUGUCGUUGCUAAUAUUAUUUAGAGCUCCGUAUGAUAUUUUCGGAACAAAUAUUAUUUGGUCGAUUCUUACUGUUGCGAUCAUGUUCGAAUAUACAGUCGGUGCGACUUUUAAUCGAGGAUUUAACCGAGCACUUGGGAGUUUACUUGCGGGGAUUUUGGCUAUUGUUGUUGCUCAGUUAGCUCUAAGUAGUGGCAAAGUUGCUGAGCCUGUUAUCAUUGGGAUUAGCAUCUUCUUCAUUGGGGCAAUAACAUCAUUUAUGAAACUAUGGCCUUCGUUGGUGCCGUAUGAAUACGGGUUCAGGGUUAUACUAUUUACGUACUGCUUGAUCAUAGUGUCGGGAUAUAGAAUGGGGAAUCCCAUCACAACUGCCAUGGAUCGUCUUUAUUCCAUUGCCAUCGGAGGCUUUGUAGCUGUUCUGGUGAAUGUGCUAGUUUUUCCGAUUUGGGCCGGCGAGCAACUGCAUAAUGAGCUAGUUACCAGCUUUAACUCUGUGGCUGACUCUCUUGAAGAAUGUGUAAAGAAGUAUUUGGAAGAUGAAGGGUUCGAGCAUCCAGAGUUCUCCAACACUGUGAUGGAUGAAUUUCCUGAUGAGCCAGCAUACAAGAAAUGUAAAAAGACCUUGAAUUCCUCUGCAAAGCUUGAAUCUUUGGCGGUAUCAGCAAAAUGGGAGCCACCACACGGCAGGUUCCGACAUUUCUUCUAUCCAUGGUCGGAGUAUGUUAGAGUUGGAGCAGUUCUGAGAUAUUGUGCUUAUGAAGUUAUGGCUCUUCAUGGGGUCCUACAUUCUGAGAUUCAGGCGCCUUACAAUCUCCGCAUAACAUUCCAAUCAGAAAUUCUUGAAGCAACAACACAAGCUGCACAGCUUGUCAGAAAUCUAGGCCAAGAUAUUAGCAAUAUGAGGCAUAGCCUCAAUACCUUGCUGCUCAAGAAACUUCACAAUUCCACGGUGAGACUCCAGCGCGCCAUCGACACUCACUCUUACCUUCUUAUAUCUGACCUUCUCAAGCUGCCUCAAGCCAUUCCGUGUGACCAAACGAAUCAAUUGCCUGUUAUCGACGGCAAUGGCUUAACAAAUUUUUUGGAUUCAACGACUCAAAACGUACCUUCGGGAACAUUAGCAAUAGGACAACCUGUGGAGUCUUACCAUGAGAUGAUGAGAAAGCAAUCGAGGAGGCUGCAUUCAUGGCCGUCGAGGGAGGUGGACGCUUACGAAGAAGGAGGUGUUGAUACGGAGGUUGUUACGAGAAUGAGGGCAUUGGAGAGUACUGCAGCACUAUCACUUGCUACAUUUACUUCAUUGCUGAUAGAAUUUGUAGCGAGGCUUGAUCACUUGGUUGAAGCAGUCGAUGAGCUGUCAAAGAUGGCUAAGUUUAAAGAAGAGAGUGUAUAGUACGGAAUCAAAAAUUGUCUGCACAUACAGAUUUUGAUAUGAUACUCAUGUACAACAAAUUACUGCUGAAAGUAAUCAGCUAAAUAUAAUUCACUAUUUCA